UUUCUCUCUGGUCCUUCUCUAUCACCUCAACACUGUUUCAUACUUGCAGGACAUAAAAACAAUGUAAAAUAUUCCAAGGACAACCUGGUGUACGAGGAGAUAAAGCUGAGGUUUCCAGGCCAAUACAAACAAUAGCUAUUCUCUUCCUGCCCCGUUGUGAGCUUCCAUUGGAUAACCAGACCUCUACCAGAGUGUCAUUAUCAGUUGUACCAGUACAGCCUCCUCCUCUGCCAACUGAAGAACACCUAGUUCUUCCUUCAUUUACUGAACAUAGUCAAAUUCAUUUAUUGCCACAAAACCACAAGUUGGUGUUAUUUGCUCUGAUAGUUGCAUAGAGGCCAGACUGACCACCAUCUUUCCAAAAAUGUAUUUUGCGCACUUUGUGAUGAUGCUGGUGCUCUUUGGUUGUUCUCUGGGGAAAUCUUUUGUCCUCCAGUCCUCGGAGAAGGAGCCCGCUGCAGCUACUGGCUCUGCCGUCCUCCAACCCGACAGGUGCCAUGGAGAGCUGUUGAAUGACAUCAAAAAGACUCUUAUCGGAGCCCUCAACCUGCAGCAGGAGCCCCAGGUGACGGCAGACAGACUGACUGCCAUCAGACAGCAAUGGAAGACCGCAUUCUCUGCCAUCUCUCACAAGAACAAGGACAAAGCAGUGGCUUUACCCCAGGCUGAGGCUCCUGUAGCAGACAACAGUAGUGGUCUGAAAUGCUGUCCGCUGGCCUCACAGAUCUUCCUGAAAGAUCUUGGCUGGGAGAACUGGGUAGUCUACCCUGAGAGUUUCACCUACGUCCAGUGCUCACCCUGCAACUCUCAACUGGACCUGAGCCCCUCGCGUUGCCCAUCACACACUCCUCCCGCACAGGACACCCCCUCACAGAUGCCGUGCUGCCAGACCACUUCUACAGAGCAUGUGCCCUUCCUCUACAUGGAUGAGUUCAGCACCCUCACCAUCUCCUCUGUUCAGCUCACCCGCGCCUGCGGCCCUGGCAACCCCCAGCUGCCAGCUGAGGACUGAUCAUUGACCAACCCCCACCCCAUCCCGGGGAGCCCCCACCCCAUCCCAGGGAGCCCCCACCCCAUUCCAGGGAGCCCACCCAAUGCCAUCCCAGGGAGUCCCCCUACCCCUUCCCCAUAUCUAUUCUGCUCAUGAAAUACCUAUAGAGUGGACAUGGUUGCAACAUUGCAACAUUCCAGUAAUUAUCCCCAAAUUCCCAGGUUUUUCCAGAAUUUCCAUUUGGAAGAUUCCCAGAAUCAAGAAGGAAUAGGCAGGAAAUACAUAAUCCUCCAAUCAGGAGUUUUGGAAAAAUCUGUGAAUCUUGGGAAAAUUACAGGAACCUUGCAACCUUAAACGUGAAGGUUUUGUCUUACAGCUUUGUUUUGGCACAUAGCCUACAUUCCUAAAUAGAUUAUGGCUAUUUCCUAGUUAUUUUCUAGUUAAUUUGACGAAACUUUUGAAUAUUGAAAUGUGUUCAUCCUGAGGAGCAUAAAGAUAAUGGAUCAUUGUGGCUUCAUAAAAUCUCUAGACAAGCUCCAAUAUCAAUCCCUGCUCUCCUCUCUUUUCCCAGAAGGGGGAUUAUUGUAAGCAGUAGCUACAUAAAAAUAAAUAUAAUUACCUAGAGAAUCCUGCACAUGCUCAGAAGCUUCGAGACAUAAAAAUAAAAAGGUCUGAGUAAAAUCAGAUCUGCAGCCACUCCGUUCUGAAAAACAAAAAACUGACAGCUUUUAGUUCUGGUUGAAUAAACGUUGGCAGUCUUGCUUUGAUGACAUUUCAUAUGUGCUUUGAUGCUAUUUUUGACGACGAUAUUUCACAACCCUGAAGCGCUAGACUGGCAAGGGAUUAAAGCAAUGCUACUCCAUGUUCCCCACAAAAAUGUGAACACAGGCUUCCCAUGCCAAAAAAAAAACCUCUCGGUGGGAAAGCCGACCCAGCACUAGGCAAUAACAGCAUAGCUCUCAUCUAAACAGGCUUCUCCCCGGGCCUCUAACAUGCAUGGAAAUAGUUCUCUACAAAAGUAUACAAUUUCCAAAAAAUAAAUUCUGGGUUAUGUAAAAUAAAGAUUCUGAUCUCCCCAAACAAAAAUCUUGUUCUUAUAUGUGCUGUGAUCUUCUACUCCAUUGGGAAUUGCCCUCUUGGAAAGCUCCAUAGCUCAUGUUUGGACAAGUAGAAACCUUUGGCAUAGAGAUAAAUAAUAGUGCUGCGGUUUUCACCAAACAAAGCCGAUCAUUUUCAGUUAAGACAUUUGUUCGGUUGCCCAUAUGGAGUCCAAAAAGUAUUUAAGUUUUCUACAUUUGCGACUUUAAUUGUUAUCCCCCAAUGCUUCCCAUGUGCACCUUUUCGACAAUAUUGUUGUCUAUCAGUCCUAAACUAGGUCCACAGUGUUUUCUGGGUUUGGCAGUUGGAUAAAUAUAUACUCUUUUUAUAUUUUCUUUGAGAUACACUAAAUAAAUGCAUUCCUUUUACUUUUACCUCACAUUGCCACCUUUUCACAAUGUAUUUUCCACCCUAAUAUUUAUCACCACGAUAUGGAAUGUACCUGAGGUUGUCACAGCUUCACUAACAAGUUUUGGUUAAAAAAAAAGAAUGUUGUGACAUGUGUUAUUGCCAUUGAUCAAACGGUUUGAGAAUUUGUAUCAAUUAUGUCUAUUAUCUGAUUAAAUUCUUUAAUAAAUGCUACUACAAGAA
Molecule: messenger RNA, 2680 nt
Organism: Oncorhynchus gorbuscha (pink salmon)
Lineage: Eukaryota; Metazoa; Chordata; Actinopteri; Salmoniformes; Salmonidae
Product: bone morphogenetic protein 7-like
Exons: 5
Coding region: 365-1012 (215 amino acids)
Biological process (GO): BMP signaling pathway; SMAD protein signal transduction
Cellular component (GO): extracellular region
Molecular function (GO): cytokine activity; growth factor activity
Source: RefSeq, a predicted model, not a curated record